This is a messenger RNA of Leptopilina boulardi, 4032 nucleotides long. RefSeq names its product sialin. Gene Ontology annotation, cellular component: plasma membrane. Bases 591 to 2117 code for a protein of 508 amino acids. Gene Ontology annotation, biological process: monoatomic anion transport; transmembrane transport. The record is from RefSeq and is a predicted model, not a curated record. NCBI's taxonomy places the organism in Eukaryota, Metazoa, Arthropoda, Insecta, Hymenoptera, Figitidae. The transcript has 8 exons. Gene Ontology annotation, molecular function: transmembrane transporter activity.
CACGCGAUUGCUAUCGUUCACCAGAGAGCUAUAGGGUUAUUCCUUUAGUUUGAGUUGUACCACCCGUCGGCGCGCCAACGCUUGCGCUCUCUUCUUCAUCUUCUUCUUCUUAUAGAAAAAGAAAAAAAAAAAGGAAUAGAAAAAAAAAGUUGGCAAAAAACCACGAAUAGUAUUAGUGCGCCUAGCAAAUGUCAACAUACUCGCGAGCUUUUAAAAUUCUUAAUAUACCUUUUGCCGGUUAUAAUCACAUAGCUUUUCUUUCCUAUUUUUAUAAUUAACACACAUUUGAAAACGUUUUGAAAAAAAAAAUCAAAAUACGAUACAGGAGAUAGUGCAAAAUUUAAAGUGACAAGUGCCUUAUUUUAAUAAAAGAAAAAAACUUAAUUAACUUUUUCAUCUUGAAGAAGAAAAAAAAAAUCAUAGAAUAUUUCUUGUGUCAACGAUCUUCGAAGUGUUGCUCUUUAAUUAUUUUUUUUUCUCCCCAUGUGUAACGGCAAAACUGACUCAAAUGUGAUUUGUUAUUAAAAUCAACCAACUAUUCUGAAAUUUUCUCUUCUAAUUGUCUUCUAAUUACAAAUUUUCCAAACGAUAUGGCGUCUAACAUAAAAUACAACGGAGGGCUAUCAUGUCGUCAGGUUUUAAAUAUAAUGGUGAUAUUUGGAUUUAUGAUCAACUACAUGCUUCGAGUAAAUUUGACAAUUGCCAUGGUCGCUAUGGUUUAUCCAACUACAAAUAAAUCACAUUCCAAUACAACGCUAGAAAAUGUUAAUACAUUUAAUAAUACUGUCAACAUUCCAAAAAUUAAUUCUACUUACGAAACUCCUAGUCAGUUAGAAGGAAGAGAACAAACGAAAUAUCAUUGGAAUGAAUACGAGCAAAAUUGGAUAUUCGGUAGUUUUUUUGCCGGUUAUAUUUUGACAGAAGUACCAGGCGGUAGAAUGGCUGAACUUUUUGGUACUAGAAGAGUUUUUGGAUAUAGUAUGCUAUUUUCUAGUUUAAUUACACUAUUGACACCGGGAGCGGCAUCACUUGGUUUUGCCUUUGUCGCUGCCUUACGAGUACUUUUAGGAUUCUUUCUGGGUGCCACGUGGCCAGCAAUUCAUCCAAUGACAGCUGUUUGGAUUCCACCAAAUGAGCGCAGCAAAUUCGUAUCGAAUAUGAUGGCUUCCGCCCUGGGUGCUGCUAUCACAAUGCCAAUUUGUGGAUAUCUCAUUGCAUCCCUUGGAUGGCAAUCUGUUUUCUAUGUUACCGGAGGAAUUGGAUUUAUCUGGAGUCUAACGUGGUUUUUCCUCGUUUUUGACUCACCGGCACAGCAUCCACGAAUUUCUGACAGUGAGAGACGAUUCAUCGAGGAAUCAAUUGGAAAUACAUCCACAAAAAAGCAUCAUGCCGUGCCAUGGAAAGCAAUUGUAACAUCAGCUCCGGUCUGGGCAAUUGUUAUCACUCACGUUUGCAGUGUCUUUGGUUAUUUCACGGUUGUAAACCAAUUACCAACCUACAUGAAGAAUAUUUUACAUUUCAACAUUAAAGAGAACGGACUCCUUUCCUCAUUGCCAUAUUUGGGAAAAUAUCUAUUUGCUCUCUCGAUGUCAACACUCGCUGACUAUUUAAGACGAACUAAUAGAUAUUCAGUUACUUUUAUUCGAAAGGCCUUCACAACUUUUGCCGUAAUGAGCCCUGGUCUUUUGAUGAUACUUCAAGCAAAUUUGGGAAAUGAUCGAGUGACAUCUGUGACUAUUUUCACAUUAGCCUUGACAUUAAAUGGAGCAGUGACUGCCGGUUAUCUUGGAAAUGGUCUCGAUAUUGCACCAAAUUUUUCUGGAACAAUAUUUGGUAUUGCAAAUACUCUCAGUUCAUUGGGUGGUUUUCUCAGUACAUAUAUGGUGGGAAUUAUAACAAAUGAAAAAUCUGGUACAUUUGCACAGUGGCGAAUUAUUUUUUAUAUUCUAUCGGCAACUUAUAUAAUUGGUGCAAUUGCAUUUGCAAUUUUUGGUACGGGCAAUUUACAAAAAUGGAAUAAUCCCGAGGAAGAGGAAAUGGAGAAAAAGAAGCCAAAAUUAGAAAUUGAAAAUGAUAAUGAAGAAACAUUUCCUCUUAAAAAUCAAAAUAAUGUGUGAUAGAAUAAAUUUUUAGGGAUUUUAUGAUUAAAUUUUUUUUUAAAAAGAAAAUAUUAAUUUUUUCUUUUUGAAACACAAUAAAAGAACAUCAUAUUGACUAAUUAAUUAAAUUAAUUAAUAUGACUUGACUAAUUAAAAAAAAAACGAUGAAAAAAUUAAAUCGGAGAAAGUAGAUAAAAAGGUGUUCAUUUUUAAAUUAAAUUAAUAUAUGACACGAAAAGAUGAUUUUUUUCGCUAUAGUAUUUCACAGUAGACAAAAAUAGAAAUACGCAGAAAUCAUGACCAUCAUAUUUUUUUUUUUUUUUAAAGCAAAUUUUUUUAAAAUUGAUUCAACAAUUUUUUAUAUAAAACAUUGUUAUAAAAAUAUUUUAAAAAUAGACUAAUACAAUUUUUAUCCAAUUUUUUAAAGUUUGAAUAUUAUUUCUAUGGAAAAUUCGCUUUAAAAAAAAUAAUCGUACUGUUUUAUAAAAAAUAUUUUCUUUUAUUAUUAUUUUCUUUCUAGUGUAAGUCAAUUCUGUACAAAGACAGUGAAUUUAAAAAAAUAAUUUACUGUGAUAAUAUUAAUAUAAUUAAAAUAAAUUAGAACACUUAAAGAAAAUUUGACAUAAAUGUUGAUAAUUAUAUAUUGUUUUCUUUUUAACGAAAGAAAAUACUGCAAAAAAAAAAUUAUAAUUCAAGAUAAUAAAAAUAAAUAAAUUUUCAAUAUUUCUUGAAGUGUUCUAAAUUAAAUUGUAAAUUUAGUGCUGCAUCAGCACUUAAAGAAAAUGUUAUUUUAGGCAUAAAACUCGCAUGGAAAGUUCAAAGUACAUACAAUGUUUGUUUUAAUAUUAAUGAUAAAAAUCAUAUACGAUUUGCAUAUCAAAUUUUUAUAUUUAUAUUUUUUUCAUAAAUUUUUUUAAAAUAUUUAUAAUAAUUUAAUUAAACAAUUUUUUUUCAAUUUUAAAAGUUAUAGUGACAAAUAAUAAGAAAAAAAAUUUUUUUCUUUUAUGAUCAAUUAUUUAAAAGAAAAAACUUUUUUUGAUAAAUUAUUUUUGAACUUUCUUUUGGAAUUUUAUGUUUUUUUUAAAAUAUAAUCCAAUAAAGAAAAGUGAUCUGAUGACAAAAAAUGAUCACGUAAAUACAUAGUAUUAUUAGCAAAACUAUUUGAUGUAUAGUUCGUCUGGAAAUACUGAUUUGUGACUUUUAUGCGAGAAUUUAUAAUCAAACUCGAUAAAUGUUGUAACUGUUGUAUAAAUUAUAAAUAAAUUAAUUGAAAGUAAAUUUAAAAUUAAUUCGAAUUAAAUUUAUAAUUAAUUGAAAGUAAGUUUACAAUUAAUUAGCUAAUUAAAUAAAUUUACAGCAAUAGUUAAUUGUAAAUUUACAGUAAAUCAAUUAAACGUACAUUAGAAAAAAUUUCUUAAUUAUUUUUUUUAAACAAACAAAAAAAAGAGUUUGAUUUUUUCUUGACAAAUUUUUAACUAAAAAGUCAUUAGUGACUUUUUCUUUAAGAAAAAAAAAAUAUUUCAACAUUUUGAAUAAAUUAAUACGAAAUAAUUUUAAAGUAUGUAAUUAAAAAUUAUUAACUAAUAUUAUAGUAAUAGUAAUUUAAAUAACUUUAUGUUAAGCUUGCACGUCAGUAACAUCGUGAAAACUGAAACAAAACCAAAGUUGUGAUAUGUUUACAAUUAGUACCAACAAUGAUAAUUAGCUAAUAUUGAAAAUAAAUAAUAAGCAAUUUUUGUAUAAAACGUAAAUUUAAAAAUGUUUAUGUUUCCGUGAAAAAUAUGUGUAUAAUAAAAAAUAGAAAAAGAGAGAUUUUUAAUUUUCAAAAAAAAAAAAAAAAAAAAUAUGUGAAAAUAAAAACAAUUUUCUUCCGAUGUCCUGUUCACACAUUUAUAAGUUAAAUAUUUAAAUAAAUUAUCUAUUUUUAAGUAAA